Molecule: messenger RNA, 2719 nt
Organism: Phodopus roborovskii (desert hamster)
Lineage: Eukaryota; Metazoa; Chordata; Mammalia; Rodentia; Cricetidae
Gene: Tfip11
Product: tuftelin interacting protein 11
Exons: 13
Coding region: 154-2667 (837 amino acids)
Biological process (GO): spliceosomal complex disassembly
Cellular component (GO): U2-type post-mRNA release spliceosomal complex
Molecular function (GO): nucleic acid binding
Source: RefSeq, a predicted model, not a curated record
ACCAGAGUGUUAAACACUGGUUAUUAAGUCUCAUGAAACGGUAUUUCAGAAGACGUUCCGAAGCUUCCCUGGGACUCCCAGUUGGCUUGCUUUAACUCUGUCCUGGAGAACCGAAGAGGCUGAGCUGCCCACCCAGUUUCUGAGUGACCAGUCAUGUCGCUGUCCCACCUGUACCGGGAUGGGGAAAGUCGCCUGGACGAUGAUGAUGACGAGCGUGAGAACUUUGAGAUCACCGACUGGGAUCUCCAGAAUGAGUUCAACCCCAACCGGCAGCGUCAUUGGCAGACGAAGGAGGAAGCCACUUACGGGGUGUGGGCUGAGCGAGACUCAGACGAGGAGAGGCCCAGCUUUGGAGGCAAACGGGCCCGAGACUAUUCUGCACCUGUCAACUUCAUCAGCGCGGGGCUCAAGAAGGGGGCAGCUGAGGAAGCGGACUCUGAUGACUCUGAUGAUGACGAGAAGCCUGCAAAGCAGGAGGACUUUCCAAAGGACUUAGGACCAAAGAAGUUAAAAACGGGUGGUAAUUUUAAGCCCAGCCAGAAAGGCUUUGCUGGAGGAACCAAGUCAUUCAUGGACUUUGGCAGCUGGGAGAGACACACGAAGGGGAUCGGGCAGAAGCUCCUGCAGAAGAUGGGCUAUGUCCCUGGACGGGGCCUGGGGAAGAAUGCUCAGGGAAUCAUCAACCCCAUUGAGGCCAAGCAGAGAAAAGGCAAAGGAGCUGUGGGGGCCUACGGCUCGGAGCGGACCACUCAGUCUCUGCAGGACUUCCCCGUGGCCGACUCGGAAGAGGAGGCUGAAGAGGAGUUUCAGAAGGAGCUGAGCCAGUGGAGAAAAGACCCCAGCGGGAGCAAGAAGAAGCCCAAGUACUCCUACAAGACUGUGGAGGAGCUGAAGGCCAAGGGCAGGGUCAGCAAGAAGCUCACAGCGCCUCAGAAGGAGCUGUCCCAGGUCAAGGUGAUCGACAUGACAGGCCGGGAACAGAAGGUGUACUACAGUUACAGCCAGAUCAGCCACAAGCACAGCGCGCCGGAUGGAGGGCUGCCUUUACUGGCGCAGCUGCCUGCCACAGCCGGCAAGGAAGCCAAGGUGCCCGGCUUUGCGCUGCCCGAGCUCGAGCACAACCUGCAGCUGCUCAUUGAGCACACGGAGCAGGAGAUCAUCCAGAGCGACCGCCAGCUGCAGUAUGAACGGGACAUGGUGGUCAGCCUGUCCCACGAGCUUGAGAAGACCGCCGAGGUCCUAGCACACGAGGAGCGUGUCAUCUCCAACCUCAGCAAGGUUCUGGCCCUGGUGGAGGAGUGUGAGCGCCGCAUGCAGCCUCAUGGCAGCGACCCCCUCACGCUGGAUGAGUGCGCACGCAUCUUUGAGACACUGCAGGAUAAGUACUAUGAGGAGUACCGCCUGGCAGACCGUGCAGACCUGGCUGUGGCCAUCGUCUACCCGCUUGUGAAGGACUACUUCAAGGAUUGGCACCCCCUUGAGGAUGGCAGCUAUGGCACCCAGAUCAUCUCCAAGUGGAAAAGCCUCCUGGAGAACGACCAACUUCUGUCUCACAGCAGCCAGGACCUGUCCUCGGACGCCUUCCACAGACUCAUGUGGGAGGUCUGGAUGCCUUUUGUCCGGAAUGUUGUCGCCCAGUGGCAGCCCAGGAACUGUGACCCGAUGGUGGACUUCCUGGACAGCUGGGCACACAUCAUCCCUGUGUGGAUCAUGGACAAUAUCCUGGACCAGCUCAUCUUCCCCAAGCUGCAGAAGGAGGUGGACAACUGGAACCCCUUGACGGACACCGUUCCCAUCCACUCGUGGAUCCACCCGUGGCUGCCCCUCAUGCAGGCCCGCCUGGAGCCGCUAUACUCCCCUGUCCGCAGCAAGCUGUCCAGCGCGCUACAGAAGUGGCACCCCAGCGAUGCCUCAGCCAAGCUCAUCCUGCAGCCCUGGAAAGACGUCCUCACCCCUGGGUCCUGGGAGGCCUUCAUGCUCAGGAACAUCGUGCCCAAGCUGGGCAUGUGCCUGGGUGAGCUCGUCAUCAACCCCCACCAGCAGCAUAUGGACGCCUUCUACUGGGUGAUGGACUGGGAAGGGAUGAUCUCUGUCUCCAGCCUGGUGGGGCUGCUGGAGAAGCAUUUCUUCCCCAAGUGGCUUCAGGUGCUGUGCUCCUGGCUCAGUAACAGCCCCAAUUACGAGGAGAUCACCAAGUGGUACCUGGGCUGGAAAUCCAUGUUCUCAGACCAGGUGCUGGCACACCCCUCUGUGAAGGACAAGUUCAACGAAGCCCUUGACAUAAUGAACAGGGCCGUGUCCUCCAACGUGGGUGCCUACAUGCAGCCAGGCGCUCGAGAGAACAUUGCGUACCUCACCCACACGGAGCGCAGGAAGGACUUCCAGUAUGAGGCCAUGCAGGAGCGCCGUGAGGCCGAGAACAUGGCUCAGAGGGGCAUCGGUGUGGCUGCCAGCUCCGUGCCCAUGAACUUCAAGGACCUCAUUGAGACCAAGGCCGAAGAGCACAACAUCGUGUUCAUGCCUGUCAUCGGCAAGCGGCAUGAGGGCAAACAGCUCUACACCUUUGGCCGAAUCGUCAUCUACAUCGACCGGGGCGUAGUGUUCGUGCAGGGCGAGAAGACUUGGGUGCCCACCUCCCUGCAGAGCCUCAUAGACAUGGCCAAGUAGACAUCAGGGCCCCACACCAGACCGGCGUGAAUAAAUGGCACUUUAAACAGAC